AUGCAGGAAUUUCCAAACGUAACGGCGUAUUAUCAACGCCUCAAGUCAUUGGUCGAUCAACUCAGGAGCGUCGAUACUCCGGUAACUAGUAGUCGACUCAUUCUUCAACUGGUGGAUGGCCUUACUGAGGCUUACAAGAAUGAUUGCACUCACAUACGUCAAAGCAAACCACUACCAUCCUUCUCCGAGGCUUGCUAUAAUCUGCGCCUUAAAGAAAAGGCCUUGGAUGAGAUGAAUGAGGAAGCGCCAGCAGCCAUGGUGGCUCGUGAUUUUGAUGAAGUCGGUGGAAAAAAUAACAACAAAAACUUUGGUUUAGGCGGUGGGAAAAAGCACGGCGUAGGUCGCAAUUCAAGCAGCGGCGGUGGCAACCGUCGCGCUGGUGGUGGUCGAAGCUCCAGCGAGACACAACAGGUUCCGGUGCAAAAGUGGCAACCCACUUCACCAUGGAUGCUAUGGGGAUGGAUGCCUCAUUGGGCUCUCCCAUGUCCGUAUCCAACACAACAGUUGGCACGCCCACCUUCUGGCCCAACAAGGGCGCUGGCCCAACAAGGAAUCUUGGGCUCAAGACCACAGCAACAAGCAUAUGCAGCAGCAGGUCCACCAACACAAUAG
Spinacia oleracea (spinach) is the source of this 612-nucleotide messenger RNA. RefSeq lists its product as uncharacterized. NCBI's taxonomy places the organism in Eukaryota, Viridiplantae, Streptophyta, Magnoliopsida, Caryophyllales, Amaranthaceae. The record is from RefSeq and is a predicted model, not a curated record. The transcript is spliced from 2 exons. Bases 1 to 612 code for a protein of 203 amino acids.